UAUUAGAUACAAUAACUCACCUGGUGAUAUUUGUGAAAUAAUCGGAAGAAUUGCAGUAUUAUCAUUAUAUACUGACUGUUUUAAGAAAAACCCACUUCACUUAUCUAAAGAAGAACUAGAUAACACUGAACCUCUUGAUCAACUCAUAGAAAGAAUACAACAAAUCCCAAACACUUAUACCCAAUUAAACCCUCUAGUAGAAUUACCAUUUUAUAAUAAUCAGAUAGCUACUCCUGAUUUAUUAUUCAAUACUUUCUUAUCGACAACUCUAUACCCACCACCUUUAAAUAAUUCUCUUUUAUUUAUAAACCUAACAAUGGCUGCAACAACUGAUAAUAUCAUGAACUACCUUAAGGCAAAUACUAGUAAAUCUUUUCUACUUAAAGUAGAGCCAUUUACUGGUGAUGGUACUCAGGACCUAUAUACUUGGAUGGAAUGCUUUGAGAAAGCUGCUGCUGCUAAUAGAUGGGAUAGUAAAAGAAAAAGAGAUAUUCUUCCUAGUUUCUUAUAUGGAGUUGCUGAUGAAUGGCAAACAACCUUCUAUGCAACUCAAAAUACAGCAGGAACACCAAAUUGGG
Scutellospora calospora is the source of this 578-nucleotide messenger RNA. The record is from the annotation of a GenBank genome assembly. Lineage: Eukaryota; Fungi; Glomeromycota; Glomeromycetes; Diversisporales; Gigasporaceae.